ACCUCGAUUCUCUAUCGACCCCUGCCUGCAUAAUCGGCGUCGGACGUAUUUCUUACUGGCAUCUCGCUGUCGCCGCUCAGCGCAGACAGCACGAAAGAAGGGCGGGCGCUCUCCUCGGACGAAAAGAGAAGGCAUGGACGCGUAUAAGCAGCACCUGCGAUAGCCGGCCCCUCGCCCUCACUUGCGCAUCCUCCACGCAUCCUCACUCCUACGCACAUAGUGGCAGUCUCCCCGCCACCCGAGCCGACCAUAUCCGUCUGCUUUGGGAGGAGGAAAAGGAAUAGACCGCGAUGAAGGCCUUCUUCUCUUCACUGCGUGAACGGCGCGACAGUCAGAGCCGUCCCGACCGAAGCGGUCCACGACCUCAUGCUGGGGACGCGGCCGGCAGCAACGGCGAACUGCACGAUACCUACGGCACGCUCUCGUAUCGCGAAGCCGCGGCACUCAAAGGUAUCGGUCCGAGUACAUGCACUGCGGCUGCCGCGCCAUUCGCAGCUGCAGUUGACACGAACGCCGUCGGCGCGGGUCCAUCAAUAGCGCACGUCGUCCGUCCAUCACUCCAGCCGCCGGCACCGAGCAUCGGCACACGACGCAAAUCAUGGGGCCUCGCUUCGCUGUCAGGCCAGCAUCAAACGCAUGGGGAAUCCCAGGCUGCUGCCGCGGGAUCCGGCACGUCCUUGCCGCAGUCGAAUCAGCAGCAGGAACAACAACCGCAAGGCCGUAGCACCGUCCCGCUGAUCCCACUGCAUCCACGACCACCGGAACGCUCCAGCUUGCUCCCUGCUGCGCAGGGUGGCAGCGGCAUACUUCCGCGGAAACGCUCCAUACGAUUGAGCACACCGAACCAAAAGUCGUCCAAAGACGGCGGCAGCAGCAGUGCGGCAUCGCAAUAUCCGCCGUCAGACAAAACGAGGCAAGCGCAAGUCCAAGCGCUGGACGGGACCUCACUCGCGACCAAGCUUAACGAGCUCGCGGUGGCCUAUGGAGAUGGUUUGCUGAGCAGCGAAGAGUACCGCACGUUGCGCCAAGGCCUUUUCGCGAGCAUGCGAGCAAAAGAGCUGGAGGUACCCAUCGAUCACACCAUCCAUGGCGUGCCUGCUGUCUUUGCGCAGCCCAAGAGCCCAACAGAGGUAGCAACCGAGUCGCCGCCGCUGGCGAAUGGCAAAGCAAAUCACAAGCCAGCAUCAAUCCACUCGACGAAGUCAGGCCACUCGCACCUCGUCUCUCUCUUCCGCAAAAGCAGCAACGGGAACAAAGCUGACGCGAGCAUUGUCACGCCUACCACAUCGCCCUUGCGUGAGUAUCCACCCUCUGCUUUCCAAGGCUACGUACCCGGGCCCGACUCCUCCUCUCAUCACGGUCACGGCUCUGCAUCCGAUCGCGACUCGCUGCGUCCGCCAUCCAUGAGUCGUGGUGGCAGUGGCGGCAGCGGCGGAUCUUCGCCUGGCGCACGUGCGCGUUCGGGCACAGGUGCGAGUAGUUUCAGCUUCAGUGCCGGCGGUGGCGCCGGCGCUUCGAGCGCGUCGACACUGUCGCGCUUCCGGUUCGCCAACCUGAAAGGCUCGCAGCGCAUGAGGGAUGAGGAGAUGCAGCGCGAAUUCUCCGCGGCGCGUAACGCACGCUCCAUCAUGCUCGGGCACACAGGCAGCACCGGCGGGGGCAGCACGGAUGGACAUUCGCUCUUAAGCGCCGCUGGUGCUGCUGGUUGUGCGAGUGGUGGUGGUUAUGUCGAUGGUGAUCGCAGACUGGCCGAAGAAAUCAAAGCGGAAAUCACCACCGUGCAGAUGGAGCGCGAGCGCCUGCUUGCGAGCUUCGAAGCGCUCGAGCAGGCGGCCCUUGUGCGGUCGCCCGCGCGUCACGUCGUGCGCAAGGCCAAAUCGGUGGGCAUGCUUCGCGCUGGUGCUGGCUCUGGCGGAUCGACAUCGGUCACCACCACUGACGGGAGUGGCGCUGCUGGCACGCUGGGGGAAACAAAUGGCGGAGAUGCGGGAACAGCAGGGAAGUCGCUUAUGCGCCGCUUCUCCACAACAUUCAACAAAAAGCGCGAGAGUGCCAUGGUGGACCGCACGACUGCUGCCGUAGCCGCCAAGUUGACGGACUACGCCGAUGAUGACUUUGCAGCAACAACAGCAGCUGCUGCGGCUGCAGAUAGCCUGCUGGCUUCUACGAGCCUGGAUGACGUAGAGCUGAAAGCGGAGCAGGAGCGCCUACAGCAGGAACUGUUGGGCAUCGCGGCGCAACGCGAGAAUAUGGCGCGGCGGUACGAUGAACGCAUCGCGUACCUGCGCAGCACGCUGCGCAGCGCCAUGAUCAAGGUGAAGGCGUCAAAGUGAACGACCCAAGGCGGCUUUCCUGCCGAUUGUGGAGCGCAGGUGAUCGGCAACGGACAAGGCGGAUGUGUGCGUCCCCACCUAUUUUUCGUCAUUGGAUGAU
Messenger RNA from Tilletiaria anomala UBC 951, 2433 nucleotides. RefSeq lists its product as uncharacterized. Lineage: Eukaryota; Fungi; Basidiomycota; Exobasidiomycetes; Georgefischeriales; Tilletiariaceae. The transcript has 2 exons. Bases 291 to 2333 code for a protein of 680 amino acids. The record is from RefSeq and is a predicted model, not a curated record.